AUGUCGAAAAAAAAGAAAUCUGAUGUAAAGUUAAAGAAAGCAGAGGAGAAGAAGGAAAAACAACUUUCAAAGUCACAAAACAGAUAUUUGAAAGAGCUAAAACGAGAAGGCGUUGAGGAAAUUCUUAAAACAGUGGAAAAUUUUGACUUAAAUUCUAGAAGUGAUGAUCUUGAGAUUCAAUGUAGUAUUAUUCAAUCUGAAAGGCCAACUCCAAGAAUCUCUUCUUCAUACAAUAUACAUCCGAUAUCUGGCGAAUUAAUUAUUUUUGGUGGAGAAUAUUACGAUGGUAAGGAGGCAAAAUGCUUUCAUGACCUCUAUAAGUGGAAUAUUGAUAAAAAUGAAUGGAAACAAGUAGUAAUCAGUAAUAACAAACUAUCAAGCAAUUACUCAGGUGGCCCUAAACCUAGAUGUUCCCACCAGGCAGUUAUUUUUAAUGAGUGCUUGUAUAUUCAUGGCGGAGAAUAUUCUACUGAAAACCAGUUCUACCACUUCAGAGAUUUAUGGCGACUUAAUUUGAAAAACUAUACAUGGCAGGAAAUAAAAACUACAGGGCUUAGUCCUACUCCAAGGAGUGGGCAUAGAAUGGUAGUUUGGAGACAUUUCUUUGUGGUUUUUGGAGGUUUCCAUGAUACUGUAAGAGAAACACGAUACUUUAACGAUAUCCAUAUACUUGAUACAAAAACGUUACAUUGGGUCAGAAUUGAUUCAUCUAAAUAUGAAUCUUGUCCAUCACCAAGGAGUGGAGUUCAAAUGGUUCUCUGCUCAAAUAGCGAUCGUAUUUUUAUUUAUGGUGGAUAUUCAAAAAUUAGGGACAACUCGAAGAAUUCAGUUGGAAAAACACACUCUGAUUGUUGGUUUCUAGAUAUGAAACCAUUUUUAAGUGAAGGUAAACUUCCAACUUGGGAAAGGGUUUCCAAAAAAGGUACUCCACCAUCUGCAAGAUCUGGUUCUACAAUUAUUGGAUAUAAAAAUCAGUGUAUAAUUUUUGGUGGUGUAUUUGAUCAGGAUGAUGAGCUCGGGCUAAAUCUUAAUUCUACCUUUUACAAUGAUUUAUAUAUAUUUGAAAUAAAUAAUAGAAGGUGGUAUGAAAUUGAGCUUUCCAAUAGUAAAACUAAACUAGAAUCUCAUGGCGAUAAUCAAUCUAAAAUGAAUGAUUCGAAUUUAUUCGAAGAUGUUGAGUCACCUAAAAAAGAUGAGCUCUGUAAUAUAAAUCAUUUGGAUAAUUUUGAUUUAUCUGAAAAACUAUCGAACACUAAAAACAAGUUAUCAAAAGUUAUUACAGAACAAAGCUCGUCUAAUAGCAUUAUAUCCAAUGAUAAUAAGUUAAUAGAUACAAAAGUGAAUUAUUUUGGAAAAUAUUCUGAAAUUAUUUUAAUUGACUCACCGCUUCCAAGAAUUAAUUGCGGAAUGUUUUUAAGAGGAAAUUUUGUUUAUAUUUAUGGUGGAUUAUUUGAGUCGGGGAAAAAAACCAUUACUUUAGAUGAUUGUUGGUGUUUUAACAUUUUGAAGAAAGAUGAGUGGGUAUGUGUACUUCCAUUAAGUAUGAAAUCUCAAGAAUGGGCUGAUUCUGACUCCAAUACAGAGAGUGAUUUAUCUUCUGAAUGCCCUAGCUCAUCGACAGAAAAUUACUAUUUAGGAGAAGAAAGUGAUAUUAGUGAAUUCGAACAUGAGUUAAAUGAAACUGAGCAAAGUGAACUCUCUAAAAAGGCUGUUGAAGAAGUUAUCAAAAAAUAUCAUUUGGAUGAUUCAAACAAAACUCCAUUUCUUGGUGAAUCAAUGCGUGAUUUUUUCAUGCGUACAAAAGCAUAUUGGGUGAACUUAGUUAUGAGCGAAGAAACUGGAGUGAUAAUGAGUGAGAAAGAUGUAUCAAGGAAUGCGUUUGGGCUAGCACAAGAAAGAGUUGAAAAAAUAAAAACUUACAUGAAUUUAGUCGGUAAAUUUGAAGAUAACCAGACUAAAUGCGAAAAUUAG
Messenger RNA from Cryptosporidium ubiquitum, 1971 nucleotides. Its product is annotated as kelch repeats-containing protein. Gene Ontology annotation, molecular function: protein binding. The transcript has a single exon. NCBI's taxonomy places the organism in Eukaryota, Apicomplexa, Conoidasida, Eucoccidiorida, Cryptosporidiidae. Bases 1 to 1971 code for a protein of 656 amino acids. The record is from RefSeq and is a predicted model, not a curated record.